Polychytrium aggregatum is the source of this 915-nucleotide messenger RNA. RefSeq lists its product as uncharacterized. Gene Ontology annotation, molecular function: protein binding. The transcript has 4 exons. The record is from RefSeq and is a predicted model, not a curated record. The coding region runs from base 1 to 792 and encodes 263 amino acids. Lineage: Eukaryota; Fungi; Chytridiomycota; Chytridiomycetes; Polychytriales.
AUGGCCGUAUCGUUCUACUGGACGUAUGAGGGCCAGUCUGGAAGGAGAAGCAUAUCCCUCGAUGAAUUCGAGCGAUCUCCAGCGUCUGGAAACGAUAUCAAAAUCAAAACCGUGCCAAUUGGGCGCCUACCGAACGCUCAAAUAACAGGAGAGGGCGACACAGUGCUGAUGUUUGCCUCGAAGGUCGUGUCACGCCAGCAUGCAAUCUUGAUCAUAUCACAUCCGGAACAGAAGGUCUUUUUACAAGAUUCGGGCAGCUCCAGCGGAACAUUUUUGAAUGGUGUUCGGAUCAGUCCUCACGGUCGCGAGAGCCCCAAGAUACAGUUGCACCACGGCGACUGGAUCAAGCUUGGGGAAGACUAUGAAACACCAGAUAAAGCCCUGCAUCGAUCCAUCGCCAUGCGGGUUGCUCUCGGCUCGUUUUGGAGAAGUGACAUAUCAGCCGAUGCGCAGAGCACCAACGAAUCUUCCUACGGAGAAAUUGCCUUAGACCCGGCUCUACGUGCAUCAAUUGACGAAGAGUUCCGGGCAAUCAUGGAGAGUCUUACUGGAGGACAGCCAAGUCCUAUCGAGCGAUUGCGCGAGCUGAUGAGCCGGCCCCAGCUUCAUUCGCGCCACUCUCUUCGUGUACAGCGAACCUCGACCCCCCCAACAGGCCAUCUGUCGAGCCGGAAUGAGUCGCAGCCCGAGUCCGAUGACGACAAUAAGGCCGCACAGGCUCCAAGGCAGACUGGUGAUGGCGAGAUCGAGGCCGUCCCGUAUGUCACUGCCGGCGAGACGAUUGCCCCGUGAGCAGUUCGCAGCAUAUCCUGCUCGGCGCACAUCCAAAUGAAGCGGGUCAACCUGCCUUAUGCCUGGCUGCAUAACCGUUUUUUUGGGUGAAUAUACACUCGUCCCUCUUCACCGCCGAUGCCC